CAGGGUUCUGGUCCAAAUCCUGCACUGCGCAGAUGCGACACUCGCGGAAAACUGAAGACUCCGUCCGGUUUCCCGCUUCUCCUUCUUACCCACCCUCUCUCCCCUCAUUUUUAUCGACCCGUCUCUAUUCUCCGUCUCACCUUUUCUUUUCCUUUUCUGUAGAAGCUACAGGCUUCUGUCCGAUCCCUUGGAAAUAUCCAUCUUCCAGAUGAUGAUGGCACGAUACCCGAUUCUCAAUCAGAUCAUAUGCAGAUCAACGGAGAGGAUCGUCGCACGGCAACUGCGUUCAGUGCCCAGAUUCUGAGGACUGGAUCAUCUGAUUCCCGGCGGCAACCAUGUUCGAGGUGCACGUAUUGCAUCUGCUUCGAAAGUAUUUGGGAGAAUAUGUCCAGGGGCUUUCAAUAGAAGCUCUAAGAGUCAGUGUCUGGAAAGGAGAUGUUGUCCUCAAAGACUUGCAGUUGAAGGCAGAAGCGUUAAAUUCUCUAAAUCUUCCCGUUACUGUCAAAGCUGGUUUUGUUGGUACAAUAACCCUGAAGGUUCCUUGGAAAAGUCUAGGUAAAGAACCCGUGAUUGUUCUUAUUGACCGUGUCUUUGUCCUUGCUCAUCCUGCUCCCGAUGGACACUCUCUCAAGGAGGAAGACAGAAAAAAGCUUUUCGAAGCCAAGCUUCAACAAAUUGAGGAGGCAGAAGCUGCAACUCUUGAAGCAAAAUCGAAGAGAUCAAAAUUAGGAAAUCCACCUGGUGGAAAUUCAUGGUUGAGUUCUCUAAUUGGAACUAUCAUUGGCAAUCUUAAAAUCACCAUCAGCAAUGUCCAUAUCAGAUACGAGGAUGCUGUUAGUAAUCCAGGACAUCCCUUUUGUUCUGGAGUUACUUUAGCAAAGCUUGCUGCUGUUACAAUGGAUGAGCUGGGCAAUGAGACCUUUGAUACCAGUGGUGCAUUGGAUAACUUGCGUAAGUCAUUACAACUCCAGAGGCUGGCUGUCUAUCAUGAUUCUGACAGUAAUCCUUGGAAGCUGGAUAAUAAUUGGGAUGACCUGAGUCCCAAGAAAUGGAUAGAGAUAUUUGAAGAUGGAAUCAAUGAAUCAGCAUCUGAUCCUGGAUUGGGUUCAGUUUGGGCUCUGAAUCGUAAAUACUUGGUUUCGCCAAUCAAUGGAGUACUAAAGUAUCAUCGUCUUGGAAAGCAAGAAAGGAAGGACGCCGAGAUACCUUUUGAAAAGGCAUCUCUUGUUCUGAGUGAUGUUUCUUUAACUAUUUCAGAGGCUCAGUAUCAUGAUGGCAUAAAACUUCUCGAAGUCUUUUCAAGAUACAGAACACGUGUUGAUGUCUCUCACUUAAGACCCGUGGUGACAGUUUUGGAGGAUCCAUAUGCAUGGUGGCAUUAUGCUGCUCAGGCUGGUCUCCAACAGAAAAAGAUGUGCUACUUGUUCUCCUGGGUCAAAAUUCGGAAUCUUUGUCAGCUCCGCAGACGCUAUAUUCAACUAUAUGCAACUUCUCUCCAACAGUUGUCUAAAGCAGAAAAUUCUGAAAUUAGACAUAUUGAGAAAGAUCUCGAUUCUAAAGUAAUUCUUUUAUGGAGGUUGCUUGCACAUGCAAAGGUUGAAACUGUAAAAUCAAAGGAGGCAGCUCAACAAAAGAGUCAUAUGAAAAGGAGCUGGUGGUCUUUUGGAUGGCGUACUUCUCAAGAUCCAUUAACCGUGAAUGAUUCUGAGGAAUCACAGUUGGGAGAAGAAAGAUUAACUAAAGAAGAAUGGCAUGCUAUCAAUAAAAUAUUGAGUUACCAGCCUGAUGAGGAAACGACUUUUCUCUCAGGAAAGGAUAUGCAAAAUAUGAUACAGUUCUUGGUAAAUGUCUCUAUCCAGCAGGCUGCUACUAGGAUCAUCAGUAUCAAUCAGACAGAGAUUCUCUGUGGUAGAUUUGAACAGCUUCAAGUCAGCACUAAGUUCUAUCAUAGGAGCACCCAUUGUGAUGUGUCAUUGAGGUUCUAUGGCUUAUCUGCUCCUGAAGGAUCGCUGGCAGAGAGUGUCAGCAGUGAGACAAAGGUGAAUGCGUUAGCUGCUAAUUUUGUACACUCACCAAUUGGAGAUGAUGUGGAUUGGCGGCUUUCAGCAACAAUUGCUCCAUGCCAUGUCACGGUCUUGAUGGAAAGUUAUGAUCGGUUUUUGGAGUUUGUGAAAAGGAGUAAUGCUGUUAGCCCUACUGUUGCUUUGGAGACUGCAACAGCUUUACAGAUGAAGAUAGAAAAGGUGACACGUAGAGCUCAAGAGCAAUUUCAAAUGGUGUUGGAAGAACAAAGAAGCUUUUCACUGGAUAUUGAUUUUGAUGCUCCAAAACUGAUGGUUCCCAUGAAGACAUCUGCAUCCACCACUUGCCAUGGCUAUUUUCUUCUAGACUUUGGUCAUUUCACAUUGCGUACCAAGGAUGGUCAACAUGAUGAACAAAGACAGUGUUUAUAUUCUCGUUUUUAUAUAUCUGGGAGAGACUUGGCUGCUUUUUUUACUGAUGCUGGUCCUGACAAUGGGAAGAACACUGCACUCCCUUCAAUUUUCAAUGGUCAACCCACUAUGCCGAUCUCAGAUGGUGAUAAUUUCUAUUCACUAAUUGAUAGGUGUGGCAUGUCGGUCAUUGUUGACCAGAUCAAAGUGCCUCAUCCGAGCUACCCAUCAACACGUGUUUCUGUUCAAAUUCCUAAUCUUGGCAUUCACUUUUCACCCGAAAGAUAUAGAAGAAUUAUGGAUUUGCUGGCUAUACUAUAUAGCACAGUGGAAAGUGGCAAUCAGACCGCUAACACAGAUCUUCAAACUGGAAUCAUGUCUUGGCAUCCUGCAGAUCUUGCAACCAGUGCUAGAAUUCUUGUAUGGAGGGGACUUGGCAAUUCUAUUGCAGAAUGGCAGCCUUGUUUUCUUGUGCUAUCUGGGUUGUAUCUUUAUGUUUUGGAAUCUGAAGUAUCUCAAAGCUAUCACCGAUGUUUGGGCAUGGCUGGUCGUCAAGUAAUCGAAGUUUCUCCAGCAAGUGUUGGUGGGUCACUGUUUUCUAUCGCCAUGUGUUUCAGGGGUGUGGAUAUUCAGAAGGCUUUGGAGUCCUCUAACACUUUGAUUAUAGAGUUUCAAGACGACGAGGAGAAGGCUAAGUGGCUAAAAGAAUUGAUACAAGCAACAUAUAGAGCUUCUGCUCCUGCUUCUAUAGAUAUACUUGAAGAAUCAAGUGAUAAUGUAUCUGAAUUGAAGGGAUCUCAGGUCCUUAAAUUUGGAACAGUAGACCUUGUCAUUAAUGGUGCCUUGAUAGAAACGAAGCUUCUGAUAUAUGGAAAAACAGGAGAAGGAAAGCCUGAAACUCUUGAAGAGACACUGAUUUUGGAGCUUCUUGUUGGAGGGGGAAAGGUUAACCUCGUUCGUUUCGGAGGUGAUCUGACCGUCAAGAUGAAGCUACACUCCCUGAAAAUUAAAGAUGAGCUUCAAGGUCGUCUGUCUCUGUCUCCCCAAUAUCUAGCCUGUUCAGUGCUGAAGGAUGAUGCAGUUGGUAGUCCUUCUACGUUAGAUGCCAAUGCGAAAGAGUUGCCUAAAAUGUUUUCUGAUGAGGAUGAUACUUUCAAGGAUGCAUUACCAGAUUUCAUGUCCAAUGCUGAUCCGAGCUUUUAUUCACAGAACCUUGAUAUGCUUUAUAAUACAAACCCUGGUCUUUUGGAUGUAGCUGACCACUGUGCUAGUAUUGAUUCCACCGAUGCUUUAUUUUAUGAGAAAGAUCUGCUACAAGGGAAGGGCCUAAACAGUGAGAUAUUUUACGAGGCACCGAACAAUGAUAUAUCUAAUUUUGUGGCUGUUACCUUUCUGACGAGGCAUCCUGGUUCCCCUUUCUAUAACGGUAUUGACACGCAGAUGAGCAUCCGCAUGUCCAAACUGGAAUUCUUUUGCAACCGACCCACUCUAGUUGCUUUAAUUGAAUUUGGUUUCGAUCUGAGUCUGGUGAAUUCAGAAUCAAGCAGUUCCAAUCAAACUAAUGUUCCUGAUGCUGAAUCUUCCCAAAAUGUAGAAAAGACAGAAGACAAUCGCCGUGCCUACGUUAAAGGUUUACUAGGUUAUGGCAAAGGCCGUGUAGUUUUUUAUCUGAACAUGGAUGUUGACAGCGUAUGCAUUUUUCUCAAUAAAGAGGAUGGCUCUCAGCUCGCAAUGCUUGUUCAAGAAAGUUUUCUGUUGGAUCUGAAAGUCCAUCCCGGUUCCCUUUCUAUUGAGGGGAAACUAGGAAAUUUGAGGUUGUGCGAUAUGUCUCUUGGACCAGAUCAUUGUUGGGGUUGGCUUUGUGAUAUUCGCAACCAAGGAAUUGAGUCUCUAAUUAAGUUUACAUUUCGGUCUUACAGUAUUGAUGAUGAUGAUUACGAAGGGCAUGAUUAUAGUUUGUGUGGUCGACUUUCGGCAGUCCGCAUAGUUUUCCUCUACAAGUUUGUUCAAGAGAUAACUGCAUACUUUAUGGAACUUGCCACCCCACACACUGAAGAAGCAAUUAGGUUUGUUGAUAAAGUCGGGGAUUUCGAAUGGCUUAUUCAGAACUGUGAGAUAGAGGGAGCCUCUGCAAUAAAGCUGGACCUGUCUCUGGACACUCCCAUUAUUAUCGUUCCACGGAGCUCUACGAGCAAUGAUUUCAUGCAACUUGAUCUGCAGCAGCUGAGAGUAAGGAACAAUUUUAGUUGGCAUGGCUAUGGAGAAGAAGAUCCUUCUUCUGUUCAUCUUGAUGUUCUUGAUGCCGAGAUACAUGGAAUAAAUAUGGCUGUAGGAGUUAAUGGUCUUAUAGGGAAGCCAAUGAUACGAGAAGGCCAAGGACUUCAUAUCCAAGUGCGUCGCAGUUUGAGGGAUGUUUUUCGGAAAGUACCCACAUUUUCUCUGCAAGUUCAGAUUGGUUUAUUGCACGGUGUGAUGUCUGACAAAGAAUACAAUGUCAUCCUGAAUUGUUUAUCCAUGAACUUAUCCGAAGAACCUAGGCUUCCUCCAAGUUUUCGUGGCAGCACAUCUCCUUCAAAGGAUUGUAUACAGAUUGCCGCUGAUAAGGUCAAUUUACACAGUCAAACAAUCUUGUCCCGUACCGUUUCUAUUGUGGCAGUAGAAGUCAACCAUGCAUUGCUUGAGUUGCGUAAUGGUGUUGAUGAGGAAUCUCCUCUAGCUCACAUUGCUCUAGAAGGCCUUUGGGUAUCAUAUCGGUCAACCUCAUUGUACGAAACAGAUCUGUACGUAACUAUUCCCAAAUUUUCUGUAGUGGAUAUCCGUCCUGAUACAAAGCCCGAAAUGCGAUUGAUGCUUGGCUCUUCCUCUGAUGUUUCCAAACAAGUUAUAUAUGGCAUUUCUGGUUCUAGUGGAAAUUCUCUGAUAUCCUUUACUGAUGGUGACUCUUUGAGAGAGAGCUUAGAAGCUGCAACUGAUGCGGAUAUUCCAAAUUUGACCAUGCUAUUGAUGGAUUAUAGAGUACGGUCAUCUUCACAGUCGUUUGUGGUUCGCAUCCAGCAACCUCGUGUUCUUGUUGUCCUGGACUUUCUUCUUGCUGUUGGUGAGUUUUUUGUGCCUGCAUUAGGCACCAUAACAGGCAGGGAAGAGAUAUUGGAUCCUAAGAAUGAUCCAAUCACUAGGAAUAACAACAUCGUGCUUUGCACACCCAUCUAUAAACAGAGAGAUGAUUUGGUUCACCUGUCCCCUAAUAGGCAACUAAUUGUCGAUGGUUUUGGUAUUGAUGAGUUUACAUAUGAUGGCUGUGGAGGGACAAUCUGUUUAACCCAGGAUGUUGAUUUGAAAGAAAUUUCAUCUUCUGAGAUUCAACCUGUUAUUAUAAUUGGGCGUGGAAAGAUGUUGCGAUUCAAGAAUGUAAAAAUUGAGAAUGGUGCCCUUCUAAGGAAGUGUACCUACUUGAGUAAUGAUAGCAGCUAUUCAGUAUCAGAGGAGGAUGGCGUAGACAUUUCAUUGUUGGAGAAUUUUGCCUCUAAGAUCGAUCCAAUGAAUCUGAACCCUGUUCAAGGAUCCUCAGACUUCUUAACCGAUUCUCCUACAUAUAACAGCAGUGCUUUGACUCAGAUGCCAAGUGUUACUUUUGAAGCUCAGGUUGUGUCUCCGGAGUUUACCUUCUAUGAUAGUACAAAGCUGUCCUCGGAUGAUUUCUUACAUGGUGAAAAGCUCCUCCGUGCUAAACUAGAUCUGAGCUUUAUGUAUGCUGCAAAAGAAAACGAUACAUGGGUAAGGGCCCUUGUGAAGGAUCUCACUGUUGAGGCUGGUUCAGGUCUGGUUAUUCUUGAUCCAGUGGAUAUAUCAGGUGGAUACACUUCUGUCAAUGAUAAGACGAACAUAUCUGUGAUGUCCUCUGAUAUAUGUAUCCACCUUUCCUUGAGUGUUAUUUCUUUAGUACUACACUUGCAAAAUCAAGCAGCUGAAGCAUUACAAUUUGGAAAUGCAAAUCCACUGGCUUCUUGCACCAACUUUGAUCGACUUUGGGUAUCACAAAAAGAAAAUGGGUCUGGUUACAACCUCACCUUUUGGAGACCUCGAGCUCCAUCAAACUAUGCUAUAUUAGGUGACUGUGUGACGCCCAGGCCUGUCCCUCCUUCACAGACUGUAAUGGCAGUCAGCAAUAGCUAUGGGCGUAUUCGGAGGCCUGUUGGUUUCCAGCUCAUCGGUUUGUUCUCUAGCUUUCAAGGAUUCAAAGGGAAUGGAGACCAACCUGACGGUGAUAAUGAUUGCUCAAUUUGGCUUCCGAUUGCACCCGCAGGCUACUCAACAGUAGGAUGUGUGGUGAACAUAGGAAGCGACCCCCCUCCAAAUCACAUUGUUCAUUGCAUCCGUUCUGAUCUUGUAACAUCUGCAGGAAUUUCAGACUGCAUUUUUACUAUUCAACCAAAUCCCAGGUUUUCUAGUGGAUUUAGUAUCUGGCGUUUCGACAAUGCAAUUGGGUCAUUUUAUGCGCACACUGCAGUUGAGUGCCCCCCAAAGAUCAGUGGUUGUGACUUGCACCAGAUUCUUUUUAAAAAUCCAAGCCUGCAUCUUUCCUCCACCGACAAUGAAACCUCAGAUCCAUCUGUCAACAAUGGCCUUAUGAGUCAGCAAGGAAGCAGCCAUAGUAGUUCUUCUCGAUGGGAUGUUAUUAGAUCAAUCUCGAGAGCAAGUAGUUAUUAUAUGUCAACACCACAUUUUGAAAGAAUUUGGUGGGACAAGGGUUGUGAUCUCCGAAGACCAGUUUCAAUAUGGCGACCAGUACCGCGUCCCGGUUUCUCCAUACUUGGUGAUUGUAUCAUUGAAGGCUUAGAACCACCUGCUCUGGGCCUGGUGUUCAAAUGUGAUAGUUCUGGGAUUUCUGCCAAACCUGUGCAGUUCACAAAAGUAACCCAUAUAGCUGGGAAAGGUCUUGAUGAAGUUUUCUUCUGGUAUCCUAUUGCUCCCCCUGGUUAUGCUUCUCUUGGGUGCAUAGUAUCCAGAACAGAUGAAGCACCGCGCAUGGAUUUGUUUUGCUGUCCAAGGAUGGAUCUUGUCACUCAAGCAAACAUUUCUGAGGGUCCAAUUUCCAGGUCUUCUAGUUCAAAAGGUUCACACUGCUGGAGCAUCUGGAAAGUUGAAAAUCAGGCCUGCACUUUUCUUGCACGAUCGGAUCUGAAGAAACCAUCAAACCGUUUGGCAUAUAGUAUAGGUGAUUAUGUGAAGCCUAAGACACGUGAAAACAUAAGUGCUGAGAUGAAGUUACAAUGCUUCUCUCUCACUGUUCUGGACAGCUUAGGUGGAACGAUGACACCAUUACUUGACACGACUAUUACAAAUAUUAAUCUUGCCACUCAUGGUCAGCUGAAGUCAAUGAAUGCAGUAUUGAUCUCUUCGAUUGCUGCAUCCACAUUCAACACACAGCUAGAGGCAUGGGAGCCUCUUGUGGAGCCAUUUGAUGGAAUAUUCAAGUUUGAAACAUAUGAGACCGACAUAAAUCUUCAGUCAAGAGUGGGGAAGCGAGUGCGAAUUGCUGCCACAAGCACUCUAAAUCUCAACAUCAGCGCAGCAAAUCUUGAAACAUUCUCACAGUCUAUAAUUUCGUGGAGAAGACAGGAAGAACUUGAGCAGAAAUCAACAAAAGAAGCUGAUAGUCAUUUAAGAAGUACAGAUGAUACUACUUUUUCUGCAUUAGAAGAAGAAGACUUCCAGAAAGUGAUUGUAGAGAAUAAACUUGGUUGUGACAUCUAUCUGAUGAAAAUUGAGCAAAACUCUGAAACAAUUGAGCUGUUACAGCAUGGAGAAUGCGUUUCUGCAUGGUUACCACCUCCCCGGUUUUCAGAAAGGUUAAAUGUUGUGGCUGAUUCGAGGGAAGCACGAUGCUAUGUUGCCAUACAGAUAUUUGAGUCCAGGGGACUGCCUAUCCUGGAUGAUGGCAAUAGCCAUGAAUUCUUUUGUGCUCUACGACUGGUUGUUGAUAGCCAGCCAUCAGAUCAGCAAAAGCUUUUCCCACAGAGUGCAAGGACUCGAUGUGUUAAACCUUUGAUUUCUAAGAACAAGGACCUAGAUGAGGGCAUUGUGAAGUGGAAUGAACUCUUUGUAUUUGAAAUUCCCCGACAGGGGCUUGCAAAUUUGGAACUGGAAGUAACAAAUCUUGCAUCAAAAGCUGGGAAAGGUGAAGUCAUUGGUGCAUUUUCUAUUGAUAUUGGAAACUCUGUUGGUAAACUCAAACGAUUAGCUUCAGCGAGUAUGCUGCAUCAACCAAAUGAUGUGAAGAAUCUCUCGUCAUAUCCACUACAGAGAAGGGGCCGGUUGACUGCCGAUGAUGGCAGGAAAGAUUGUGGGUGUUUAUUAGUUUCUACCUCUUACUUUGAAAAGAAAACAAUUGUCAACUUCCAAAGGGAGAUGGAAAGUACAAAAGCCACUGAUAGUGGUGUGGGCUUCUGGGUAGGGCUUGACCCUGAGGGUCCUUGGGAGAGCUUUCGGUCGUUGCUACCACUAUCAGUAGUCCCUAAAACAUUAAAUGAAAAUUUCUUUGCCUUGGAGGUUAUCAUGAAGAAUGGAAGGAAGCAUGCUAUACUCAGGGGUCUUGCAGUAGUCGUAAACGAUGCAGAUGUUCCUUUGGAAGUUUCUGCCUGUCCCGCGUCUAUGCUCGAUAGUCAUGCUUUUCCAAUCUCAGAGACAAACAACUGCGCAGUAGUUACAGAGGAAAUCUUUGAGAACCAGAGGUAUCAACCAAUUUCUGGUUGGGGAAACAAAUGGCCCGGUUUUCGUGGUAAUGAUCCAGGACGAUGGAGUACGAGGGAUUUCUCCUACUCAUCCAAGGAUUUCUUCGAGCCCCCUCUCCCUGCGGGAUGGCAAUGGACAUCUCCAUGGACAAUAGAAAAGUCCAAGUUUGUGGAUGCUGAUGGUUGGGCAUAUGGAGCUGACUAUCAAAGUAUACAAUGGCCUCCAACUUCUACAAAAUCCCGCACAAAGUCAACUUUGGAUUUUGUUCGGCGAAGGCGUUGGGUACGCGCAAGACAGCAGGUACCUGAGACUAGCACCAAUAUCACGAGGAAUGUUUUUGCUGUCAUUGCACCAAAGUCAUCAGCAGUUUUACCUUGGAGGAGCACGGGUAGGGAUUCAGAUUUGUGCCUGCAAGUUCGUCCCUAUGUUGAAUAUCCUCAGAUCUCAUUUACAUGGGGACGUGCUGUCACUGUUGGUUAUGUGCACGGCAGUGGGAGUGACCAAUCACCCAUUGAACAGGGUUCUUUUUCUAGGCAAAAUACCAUGAAAUCCGGAACUAGUUCAAUGCCUAGUUUUAAGUUGAAUCAGCUUGAGAAGAAGGAUAUGCUCAUGUACUGCAAUCCCACUAUUGGCAGUAAACAAUAUGUCUGGCUCAGUGUUGGGACUGAUGCUUCAGUUCAUCACACUGAACUGAACUCUCCUGUUUAUGAUUGGAAAAUAUCAAUAAAUUCACCCAUCAAAUUGGAGAAUAGGCUUCCUUGUCAAGCAGACUAUGCCAUCUGGGAGAGAACAAAGGAAGGGAACAGAGUUGAGCGCCAACAUGGUAUUGUCACAUCUGGAAGCAGUGCUUUCGUUUAUUCAGCGGACAUUCAAAAAUCUAUUUACCUUACAUUGUUUCUUCAAGGCGGUUGGGUUCUGGAAAAGGACGCUAUUCCCAUUUUGGAUCUUUCAGCUCCUGACCAUGUCUCAUCCUUCUGGAUGGUCCACCAACAAAGUCAUAGGAGGUUGCGCGUGAGUAUUGAACGUGACUUGGGAGGAAGCAGUGCUGCGCCUAAAAGAAUUAGGUUAUUUGUUCCAUAUUGGAUUGUUAAUGAUUCACCAUUAUCAUUGGCAUAUCGAGUAGUUGAGGUCGAACCAGUAGAUAAUGCAGAGAAUGAUUCCCUCUUAAUCUCUAGAGCAGUCAAGUCUGCAAAGCUAGCCUUGAAACGGCCCACAAAUUCAACUGAUGGGAGAAAUCCUGGCUCAAGAAGAAACAUUCAAAUUCUAGAAACAAUGGAGGACAUAAGUCCAAUCCCUGUCAUGCUAUCUCCCCAAGACUAUAUAAGCCGGAGUGCGAAUUUUGCAUAUUCAUCUCAAAACGAUGCAUUUCUCUCCCCACGUGUGGGUAUUGCAGUUGCUGUUCGUCAUUCUGAACAUUACAGCCCAGGAAUUUCUCUCUUAGAGCUGGAAAAUAAGGAGCGAGUUGAUGUUAAGGCGUUCAAUUCAAAUGGAUCUUAUUACAAGCUUUCAGCAUUACUUACCAUGACAUCAAAUAGAACCAAGGUUGUUCAUUUUCAACCUCAGACUGUUUUUAUCAAUAGGAUGGGGCGCAAUCUAUCUUUGCAGCAAUGUGGCACCCAGUCAGUAGAAUGGUUGCAUCCCACUGAUUCUCCAAAAAUGUUUCUUUGGCAGUCUACUUCCAAAAGUGAAUUGUUGAAGCUGCGGGUGGAUGGUUUCAAAUGGAGUCUACCUUUUAGCAUUGAAAAUGAAGGAGUUAUGUGUGCUUCUUUGAAGAAUGAUGUGGGAAGUGAUCAGAUGUUUAUUAGAGUAGAAAUACGAAGUGGAACAAAAAGUUCACGCUAUGAAGUUGUUUUCCGCCCUGCUUCAUUUUCAAGCCCCUACAGGAUUGAAAACCGUUCCAUGUUUUUACCCUUAUGUUUUCGGCAAGCGGGUGGUACUGAUGAUUCGUGGCGAUCCCUUCCCCCUAAUGCUGCUGCUGCAUAUUUCUGGGAAGAUCUGGGUAGACAACGUCUUUUGGAAGUCUUUGUGGAUGGGACUGACCCCUUAAAAUCUCAGAAGUAUAAUAUUGAUCAGCUAUCUGACCAUGAACCCAUGCCUGUAUCUGGUAGACCUGUUAGGGCUCUACGUCUAACAAUUAUAAAAGAAGGAAAGAUGAAUGUUGUUAAGAUUACCGACUGGAUGCCAUCCAAUGAAACUGUAGCAAUUAUGCCUAGAAGAGUUCAAUUGGCUGUGUCUCAUCUCUCUGAUACUGAUUAUAAACAGUCGACAUCAGCUGCUGAGUGUGAAUUCCAUGUUAUUGUUGAGCUUGCAGAACUGGGUGUAUCCCUUAUUGAUCAUACACCAGAGGAGAUUCUGUAUCUGUCUCUUCAGAAUCUUCUACUAUCAUAUUCAACUGGCUUGGGUUCUGGAAUCAGUAGAUUCAAGUUACGGAUGCUUGGGAUACAAUUGGAUAAUCAACUACCAUUAACACCAAUGCCUGUUCUGUUUAGGCCACAGAGAUUCACAGGUCAGCUUGACUACAUCAUAAAGUUGUCUAUGACUAUGCAAUCAAAUGGAGCACUGGAUUUCUGUGUCUACCCAUAUAUUGGUUUCCAGGGUCCUGAGAACAUUGCAUUUUUGGUCAAUAUUCAUGAACCAAUUAUUUGGCGCCUUCAUGAGAUGAUCCAACAAGUCAGUCUCAGUAGGGUAUUUGAGGCUCCAACAACAGCUGUUUCUGUUGAUCCAAUUAUACAAAUCGGGCUUCUUAACAUCUCAGAAAUCCGAUUCAAAGUGACACUGGCUAUGUCGCCAACUCAACGACCAAGAGGCGUUCUUGGGUUCUGGUCAUCCUUGAUGACUGCAUUGGGGAACACUGAGAAUAUGCCAGUGAGGAUUAAUCAAAGGUUUAAUGCAGACGUAUGCAUGCGUCAAAGUGCUCUUAUUAGUACUGCUAUAGCAAAUAUUCAGAAGGAUCUUCUUAGUCGGCCUCUUCACCUGCUGUCUGGUCUUGACAUACUUGGUAAUGCAAGCAGUGCACUUGGACACAUAAGCAAAGGUGUUGCAGCGUUAUCAAUGGAUAAGAAAUUUAUUCAAAGCCGGCAGAGACAGGAAAACAAAGGCGUAGAGGACAUUGGUGACUUUAUUAGAGAGGGAGGUGGUGCUCUUGCAAAAGGGCUGUUUAGAGGGGUUACUGGCAUUUUAACAAAGCCGCUUGAAGGUGCAAAAUCUUCUGGUGUUGAGGGUUUUGUUCAGGGUGUUGGUAAAGGAAUUAUAGGUGCAGCAGCACAGCCUGUUAGUGGCGUCCUUGAUCUCUUGUCAAAAACUACUGAAGGUGCUAAUGCUGUGCGAAUGAAAAUAACAUCUGCUAUAACAUCAGAAGAACAAUUACUCCGCAGACGUCUGCCUCGAGUAAUCAGUGCAGAUAAUCUGCUUCGGCCUUAUGAUGACUACAGAGCCCAGGGACAGGCUAUCUUACAGCUGGCUGAAUCUGGUACAUUUUUUGGCCAAGUUGAUCUAUUUAAAGUCCGAGGGAAGUUUGCUUUGUCUGAUGCCUAUGAAGAUCACUUUCUACUGCCAAAAGGAAAAAUUGUAGUGGUGACCCAUCGAAGAGUUCUAUUGCUACAACAACCCCUAAACAUUAUGGCCCAAAGAAAGUUCAAUCCAGCAAGAGAUCCAUGUUCAGUACUGUGGGAUGUGCUAUGGAAUGACCUUGUCACAAUGGAACUGAUACAUGGAAAGAAAGACCACCCAAAAUCAUCACCUUCACAGCUUGUUUUGUACUUGCAAACGAGGUCAAUAGAAUCAAAGGAUUCUAUGUUUGUUAUCAAAUGCAACCGGGAAUCUCAACAGGCCACUGAAAUCUAUUCUUCAAUUGAACAAGCAAGGAAUGCUUUCGGACCAAACCAUUCAAAGGAAAUGCAGAAAAAUAAAGUGCCAAAACCAUAUUCUCCUCAUAGCAGUGGCAUCUUUUCUGAAGUAGAUCCAAAAGACUCUGGCAUUUGGGAUGCCCCAGUAGCACCAGAAGCGGUUCCUUUAAGCUCAACUUUUGGUACAGAACUCACGCAACCUCAAAUUGAGCUAGAGAGCCACCAACAAUGAAUAUUACCAAACGUUCAUUGCAACUCCUAACUAUUAAGUGCUGCUCAUAAAGUCUUGUUGCAUUAGAGAUGUGCAGCAGAGGUGAUCUUUCUGGCCACACAUGAAAGGAAUUGGGAUCAUCUACCAAGGUAACUACCCAGAAUGAGUAAUGUCAGGGAAUGGUCGGAAGACUUGAAAGACCUGUAUCGAUAAGGCCACAGCAUUGUAAAUCUCUUAAAGGAGUUUCCUGAGCCUUUAUUGAAAUCAUGGCUUACAUAUUUGUGUAUAUACCAAAACUAACCCUGUAAAUAGCACCUCCAUCCACCCAGCUGCACCAUCAGCUCCCCACAUUGCUUUUUUGCCAUUCAUUGUAAAUGGUCUCAUGCCGGAUCUGUUUUCAGAAACAUUCUAUGGUGUGAUUCAUAUUAUGGUCAGAAUUAGUUCA
Molecule: messenger RNA, 13665 nt
Organism: Magnolia sinica
Lineage: Eukaryota; Viridiplantae; Streptophyta; Magnoliopsida; Magnoliales; Magnoliaceae
Exons: 65
Coding region: 336-13241 (4301 amino acids)
Source: RefSeq, a predicted model, not a curated record